GCUGUACAAAGUGGCUGUUGCUUUUAUGCUGGCCCAUCCUUAUGGUCUGACCCGGGUCAUGUCCAGCUACCGCUGGGAUCGCUACUUUGUUAAUGGGAAGGAUGUCAACGAUUGGAUGGGGCCGCCCAGCAGCAGUGACGGAGCGACAAAGCAUGUGACCUUGAAUCCAGACACCACCUGUGGGAACGGCUGGGUGUGUGAACAUCGCUGGCGGCAGAUCAGGAACAUGGUCAUCUUUCGCAACGUGGUGGACGGACAGCCCUUUGCAAAUUGGUGGGACAAUGGAAGCAAUCAGAUCGCAUUUGGACGUGGGAAUAGAGGCUUCCUCGCAAUUAACAACGACAACUGGAACAUGGGAGUAACGUUACAGACUGGCCUCCCUGGUGGCACAUACUGUGAUGUGAUCUCAGGACAGAAGGAUGGUACUCGCUGCACAGGGAUACAGGUCAAUGUCAACGCUGAUGGUACAGCGUCACUGCAAAUCAGUAACACCGCAGAGGACCCCAUGGUGGCCAUUCACGUUGGUGCUAAACUGUAACCAGCACAUCCCAUUAAAAGCAUGAUGGA
Chiloscyllium plagiosum (whitespotted bambooshark) is the source of this 567-nucleotide messenger RNA. Lineage: Eukaryota; Metazoa; Chordata; Chondrichthyes; Orectolobiformes; Hemiscylliidae. The record is from RefSeq and is a predicted model, not a curated record.